AUGGCAGCCAAGGCCCCGGAGGAGCUGGACCGAGGCCUGGGCAGCUGCAGGGCCGAAGAGGCCCCCGCUCUGGCAGAGCCUUGCCCAGGACGGGCCCAGGAGGACGGGCUGCAGGCCUCUCGGGAGCCCGCGGCUGAAGGCGGCCCAGCCAGCGGUGUGGACGCCAGCCCCAAGAAGAUGGACAAGGAGCCUGGGGCCAAGGGAGCCCCGGGGCCGGGGAAGGAGCGGCUGAGAGUUGGCGCAACCGCGCCUGCCCCUGAGCCGUGGAUCCCGCCGAGGCCCCCGCCGAAGGCGCCAGUGUCGCCCGCGCCAAAGCCCGUGGCCAGGGCGCCCCCUUCACAGCCGCCUGUGCCCAAGGCUGAGGCAGGGGACAGGCCCGAGGGUCCCGGGGACCAGGAGGCUGCAGAGAAGGUUGAGGAGCCCGAGCCCGAGGAGGACACUGGCGAGAAGGCAGAGGAGGGCCCCGCCCCGCUCGCCCACGGAGGACCCCAGGAGAAGGCGCGGAAGGAGAGGCCGGGGAGGGAGGAGAGGCCGCGGAAGGAGAGGCCUCGGAAGGAGGAGAAGCGGCGAAAGGAGGAAAGGCCACGGAAGGAGAGGCCACGGGCCGCCAGGGAGCCCGGAGAAACCGCACCCUGGCGCUGGGAGGCGCGCGAAGGGGGCCAUCGGCCGUGGGCACGGGACUCCAGGGACCGGGAGCACAGGAAGAAGCAGGCCUGGGCCUCCCCGCGGCCCCAGGCCGAGGAGGACCGGUCCCCAGGCCGCCAGAAGCACCGUCAGGGCAAGGGCCGGGACUGAGGGGCCUGGGCCCUGCGCGCCGACCGCGGGAGUCCCCGCUCCAGUCCUCGGAGUACUCCGCAGCCCCACCAAAAUAAAGCGAGUGUUGCCACCUCCGGCCCCUGCUUCUUUGCUCCUGGAGCUGGGACUCGAACCGGGUCCUCAUGACGAUGGGGCGCUUCAGACGAAGGC
Messenger RNA from Tupaia belangeri chinensis (Chinese tree shrew), 966 nucleotides. RefSeq names its product junctional sarcoplasmic reticulum protein 1 (gene JSRP1). The record is from RefSeq and is a predicted model, not a curated record. Gene Ontology annotation, biological process: regulation of ryanodine-sensitive calcium-release channel activity; skeletal muscle contraction. Lineage: Eukaryota; Metazoa; Chordata; Mammalia; Scandentia; Tupaiidae. The coding region runs from base 1 to 795 and encodes 264 amino acids. The transcript is spliced from 4 exons. Gene Ontology annotation, cellular component: sarcoplasmic reticulum.